AUGCCGCCCAAGAAACUGCCGCCCCAUCUCCCGCUCGCCGCCUUCUCAUCCACCCCGGCAUCCGAACAGCAGGCCAGCCAACUACUCACUCGAAGGGUCCCACUGCUCGCCAUCGAUGCCCACGUCUUCCUACCCGAAUCUGAAGCAGCCGGCGGCCGGUCAAGCGCCAAGUUAUGGCAGGACUCUAUCCUGCCAUUCUGCCCCAAACAGCAAUCAACCGCCGAGCAGCAACAAGCACUGUCAACCACCACCCAGUUCAAAGGCUUCAUCCAUAUCCACCAGCAACCGCCUUGGCUACUCGAACCUACCCCUGAUGAUCCAAAUCAAGCUGCCCAACUGGUCUCAAGCAGAUGGGAUACUGAAUCUCAAAACAUAUUCCGGAUCGAUAAACAACUCGUCGAAAUCCAAAUUGCCCCUCCGAUGGGUCAGGUGGUCUGGGCACCCUUACACCAGGGCCCAUCCGUUCUAGGAUCCUAUCUCGAUCAGCUAUCGAACCUUUCCAUCCGGAUCUGCGGAUGCUGUCAUCUCAUCGAGCGAAAGUCAACAACACGCAACGCCAGUCUGGUCGACCCCCAAUUCGUCGAGAGUCUUAAACUGCUAGGUGAAAGAGGCUUGACGGUCGAGUUGAUGGUCGAUGGUAAUCACGAGCGCUCUGCUAGGGCGAUCCUCGACGAGGUCUUGGAAUGCGUAUCAGCUGUCAGACAGGGUCAAGAUUCAAAGUCGGAAACCAAAUUUGUUUUAUGCCAGAUGGGCAUGCCAGAGAUGAUCUCCACCCAAUCGCUCGUACCAAGCUCUGCUUCCUAUUCCUCAAUACUCUCACGAUUGUUCUCUCUAUCGCUCUUUUCGGACUUUCAUAUCAAACUAUCGGGUUUGCCACUGAUUCUCGAAGAAGAUCUCAACAAACGAGCCUGCGACCGAUUCCUGAAAUUCCACAAGCGCAACCCGCGUCCUGACCUCGAACCUUCUACCCCUGUCGCCGUGCAUGAAGACGAGGAGAACGGGAAGCGAGAGGAUGAGAGAGAUGCCGUAGCUCAGGGUGAAGCCGCCUGGAGAGAGGUCAAAAAACGGAUCAAGUUUUAUCUAGAACCGAUUCUUGAAGCCUUUGGUGAUCAUCGCCUCAUCUAUGCCAGCGGCUUUCCAUACUAUGAUGUACCUCAGGUAUCUUCUCCAGCGACCAAGUCGAUUGGACGCUAUGAAUAUCAAUUCGAGAUCUUCAGGGAGUGUUUAACCGAGUUCGGAUUAGAAAAUGGCGCCUUGGACAAUGUAUUUGGACUCAAUGCCCAACGGUGCUAUAAAGUUUGA
Messenger RNA from Puccinia triticina, 1302 nucleotides. RefSeq lists its product as uncharacterized. Lineage: Eukaryota; Fungi; Basidiomycota; Pucciniomycetes; Pucciniales; Pucciniaceae. The transcript is spliced from 5 exons. The record is from RefSeq and is a predicted model, not a curated record. Bases 1 to 1302 code for a protein of 433 amino acids.